AUGAAAGAGCUGAUCGAGAAUGUAAAGCGUUUCAAUGACGACGUGACAUUUUCCUACGAUGCGUUCACUAGAAAGGUGACUGUUCACCUACAAAAUAACGUAGAACUUUUCUUUGGUAACAUUGGAUACCUGCUGGGAUUUUCACCAGAUAAAAUUAUUUCUAAUACCUCUAGCGCUGAAAGACAAGUGGAUUUGGAAUACGGCUUUCACGACCUUUUCAUUUACUGUGAUCUUAUUCAGUCACAAUAUGUUGGAGAUGCAUUGGUACCUUUGCUUCCAAUUGUUCCUGUAGAAGGAAAGGUUGGGGAGCGAGUCAGUAAAUCAUUUUUGCGCCUCCAAUAUUUACCUGUCAGCAGAAAGCAAUUUGAAACUGUCGAAGUCAAUAUAAAGACAGACACAGGGGAGUCUGUACCAUUUGAGUUUGGGAGAGUGUUGUUAACACUUCAUUUUCGUCAAAGUGCACCUCAGUACUUUUAAAGACACACUCCAAAUCACAAGUUGUACGAACAGUACUAUGUUAAUCAAGCCAAACAAAAAGGUGGGAGUUUACCAGCGUUUCACGGUGCUCGAUUUCAGCAUGGUUAUGGACUAGGGUCCAUAUUCAGAGGUCUGUUUCGCUGGGCGAUGCCUCACCUUGAACAGGGUGCUAAGGUGAUUGGAAAAAAGGCUUUACAAACAGGUGUCAAUGUCGUCCAAGAUGUUCUUGAUGGAGAUAACAUUAAAACAGCAGUCCACAAGCGCACGAAACAAGCCCUCGGUCUACCUUCUCAGAAUUCAUUGCAGACACAAUCAGGAGCUGGCAAAAAAGCUAUAAAAAGAAAAGGGCAAGGAACCAAAAUCAGUUCGCCUCAAGGCAAGAAAGCAAAAACAUCUCCGCAGCAAAAGAAGCCCAAAGAGAAAUUUUCUUUCUGGAAGUAA
Porites lobata is the source of this 918-nucleotide messenger RNA. Lineage: Eukaryota; Metazoa; Cnidaria; Anthozoa; Scleractinia; Poritidae. The record is from the annotation of a GenBank genome assembly.